This is a messenger RNA of Amaranthus tricolor (Joseph's coat), 2785 nucleotides long. RefSeq names its product nucleobase-ascorbate transporter 6. Bases 604 to 2199 code for a protein of 531 amino acids. Gene Ontology annotation, cellular component: membrane; plasmodesma. The transcript has 15 exons. The record is from RefSeq and is a predicted model, not a curated record. NCBI's taxonomy places the organism in Eukaryota, Viridiplantae, Streptophyta, Magnoliopsida, Caryophyllales, Amaranthaceae. Gene Ontology annotation, molecular function: transmembrane transporter activity. Gene Ontology annotation, biological process: transmembrane transport.
AUUUGGCAACAACAAGAAGUUGAAAAUGAGUGAUUUCUAGAAAGAGAAAGUGUAAUUGAGAGAGAGAGAGAGAGUUGGUGUGUCUCUAAAGCUGAGCUGAGGCCUGAGAAAGAGGGCAUAUCACAUUUAUACUUCAUUACUUCAUUAGAGUGAAGCUAAACAAGUUUGUUGGCAAUUACUAACCCUAGAAAGAUUGAACAACAUUUGAAGAACAACUCAACUAUAUACUUGUGAAAAUCUCAAGUGGGGUACACAAAUUUUGUUGACCUUUUUUUUGCUCUACUUUUUUUUUCAUUUUUCCAUUACCACUUGUUUUUCUUCUUUACUUCUUUUCUUUAAAGUUAUGAAAAAGUAGUUUUCCUGGCUUUCUUCACAUACUACAUUUCCAUAAUUAUUUUUCACUAUUAUUUCUUAGUUAGCAAAAUUUGAUUUUUAGUAUUCUUUUACACUUUUAUUUUGUUUUGCUAUUUUGUUUUUUGAGGGGGUUGGGAGUAAUCAAUUGUAGUGGUUAUACAUGUGGGUGUGUUCCCUUGUAGUCAAGUCAGUGUCUUUUUGAGUAGUUGGAUUAUAGAGUGUGAAGUGAGUAAGAAAGCGUGAAAGAAGAUGGCAGGAGGUGCAGCACCAGCAAAGGCAGAUGAGCCAGCACCACACCCACCAAAAGAUCAGUUGCCAAAUGUGUCUUAUUGCAUUACAAGUCCUCCUCCAUGGCCGGAGGCCAUCCUUCUUGGUUUCCAGCACUACAUUGUGAUGCUUGGCACAACCGUUCUCAUCCCUAGUUCUCUUGUUCCUCAGAUGGGAGGAGGAAAGGAACAGAAAGCUGAAGUUAUUCAGACAUUGCUUUUUGUUGCUGGUUUGAACACACUACUUCAGACAACAUUCGGAACUCGGCUUCCGGCUGUGAUUGGAGGAUCUUACACCUUUGUUGCGCCCACUAUUUCCAUAAUUCUAGCUGGUCGUUACAGUAACAUUCCCGAUCCUAUAGUGAAGUUCAAGAGAAUAAUGCGGGGAAUACAAGGGGCGCUGAUUGUUGCUUCAACCCUUCAAAUAGUUCUUGGCUUCAGUGGUCUCUGGCGUAAUGUCACUAGGUUUCUGAGCCCACUCUCAGUGGUUCCCUUGAUAUCUAUGGUUGGAUUUGGACUCUAUGAACUUGGUUUUCCUGGGGUGGCUAAGUGUGUGGAGAUUGGCUUGCCCGAGCUUGUGAUUCUAAUAUUUAUUGCCGUGUAUGUAUCGCAAGCAUCUAAAGUUGGAAAGCAUUUUUUUGAGCGUUUUGCUGUUCUAAUCUCUGUGGCUAUCGUCUGGCUAUAUGCACUCAUUCUUACAGUGGGUGGAGCAUAUAAUCAUGCUGCUCCAAGAACACAAGUUACUUGUCGUACCGACCGUUCUGGACUUAUAAGUGGUGCUCCAUGGAUUAAAAUCCCAUAUCCCUUUCAAUGGGGAGCACCCACAUUUGAUGCCGGUGAAGCCUUCGCUAUGAUGUUUGCUUCGUUUGUUGCUCUUGUCGAGUCAACUGGCGCCUUCAUUGCGGUUUCAAGGUCUGCCAGUGCAACGAUGAUGCCCCCUUCUGUUCUUAGUCGUGGUAUUGGCUGGCAGGGUGUUGGCAUUUUGUUGUCUGGAUUGUUUGGAACCGGGAUUGGGUCUUCCGUUUCUGUUGAGAACGCUGGCCUUUUAACACUGACUCGUGUUGGUAGUAGACGGGUUGUCCAAAUAUCUGCCGGGUUUAUGUUGUUCUUCUCGAUUCUCGGGAAAUUCGGAGCUGUCUUUGCGUCAAUACCUUCACCAAUUAUUGCUGCUUUGUACUGCCUUUUCUUCGCCUAUGUCGGUUCUGUUGGUUUAAGUUUCCUUCAGUUCUGCAAUCUCAAUAGCUUCCGAACAAAAUUCAUACUAGGAUUCUCUAUUUUCUUGGGUUUGUCUAUACCUCAAUACUUCAACGAGUACGAAGCAAUCAAGGGUUUUGGCCCCGUCCAUACUGGGGCACGAUGGUUCAAUGACAUGGUGAAUGUCCCGUUCUCUUCGGAAGCAUUUGUUGCGGGAAUUGUGGCGUAUUUCCUAGACAACACCCUCCACAAGAAAGAAAGCUCGGUGAGGAAGGAUCGUGGUAAGCAUUGGUGGGAUAAGUUCCGUUCUUUCAAGGGAGACACGAGAAGUGAAGAAUUCUACUCUCUUCCCUUCAAUCUCAACAAGUACUUCCCAUCCGUGUGAAAUCUCCAUUGAGUUACGAAACGACGAUGCCGCCUUCAAGCACGAGUGUUCCUCAAGUAUGAUGAUUAUCAUCUUCCUCUACACUCUACAAUAAUCAUAUUCAAUCCUGUAUCUUACAACAAUACACUAUAGUUCGCGGUAUAUUUACGAGUUUGUUACUCUUUUUGUAGGUUGCCUUUAGGACAAUUGUUUGUUUCUUUAUGUUUUGUAAAUUCAGUGUGUUAUUUGUAAUGAAGCAAAGCAUUUAAGGCGAAAACUACUAUUGUUCUGGCUGACCCUGCUCAACCAUAUAACAAUGAAGGCGCAUCUCGGAUUCUCGGUGCCAUGCCAUUGCGGAGAAUGUAACCCGUGCUUGAGCGAAAUUGUUGUUUGGGGCAGUAUUACAGCAUUUUAUGGGGGUUCAUUGUUGGAAAUCUAUAGUGAAAGUUAUGAUCAGUUUUGCUGCAGGUUUUUUCCUAUUCACACUGGUUGCAUGUAAGAUUUAAUAGUGUAAGAGUUCUUUUAAAUCACAUAUGUCUUGAUUCAAGCAACUUAUUUUGGAUUAUGGAUAACAGCUGAUUUUUUAAUCUUGUUCUUUUGCCACAAA